CACUCGAUUCGCCUCCGCCACACCCAUCCUUCCCCCACCCAAAUCCUCGCCUCCGCCGCACCCCAACCUUCCCCAAACCCUCGCCUCCGCCGCCGCCAGCGCUGAUGGGCGAGCCCGCCGAUGGUUUCUUCCUCCGCCUUCCGCCGGAGCUCGUGGACGAGAUCCUACUCCGCCUUCCGCCGGACGAGCCCGCCUGCCUCGUCCGCGCCUCCGCCGUCUGCAAGCCCUGGCGCCGCUUCUUCGCCAACGCGAACUUUCGCGGCCGCUACCGCGAGUUCCACGGGCCACCUCCCGUCCUGGGGCUCGUCCAAGAGGCCGCAAACUUCCUCGCCAUAUCUGCGCUUCCAACCCUACCAGACCUUUCACACUUGGUCGCCGCUGCCCUGAAGGCCCUGGACUGCCGCCACGGACGCUACGUCUUUGACUCAUACGACCAGUACUGGCAGGGGGAUACCGUUCACCUGACCGUCCUGGACCCUCUGACGGGCCAUGGGCAUCACAUUCCCACACCGAUGGACAAUCGUUUGCUCUGGUACAGUGUGGCCGUGCUCUGCGCCACACAAGGCUGCGACCACCACGAUUGCCAGGGAGGACACUUCAGUGUGGUCAUCGUGACCACCAAUCACGAGCAAAGGGUGACCCUAGGUUGGCUCUACUCGUCCGAGACAGAGUUGUGGAGUGCUCUUACAAGUGUUUCCCAUCCAAAUGUCCUCAAGUAUAGUUAUAUCCGUGGCUCGCCUAGUGUGCUUGUGAGUGAUACCCUGUACUUUGACUUGGAUGGUAUCAUUCAGUGCCACCUUGGUUCCCGGUGUUUGUCCAUGCUCGAGAGACCCGCAGAUGGCAAGGGGUAUCUCAUGACAGCAGAAGACGGCGGACUGAGAUUCGCCACCAUGGUGGAUGUCACAAAUCUAACUCUGUGGUCAAUGCAAACCGGACUGGAAGGAGCCAUGGGAUGGGCAAAGUAAAGACAAUUGAUCUUACGCGGCUGCUACUUGAUGGGGCCCUCUCCAUCACAUCAGAUGAAGAUGGAAUUUGUGGUGUUGCCGAAGGAGCCCAAAUAAUAUUUUUGAGCACACGGCUGGGUACCUACAGGAUUGAUCUCAAGUCAAGGCGAGCCAGGAUUGUAUCUGGUCCGGGCAGUAAGAUCUUUCCCUACCAGAGAUCUUACAUCCCAGUAAUGGAAGCAGCUUGUAUGGAGCUGGAGCAGGAGCAGUGAGCUGGUGCUUGAAGUUCUUUGUCAGGAUCGAGUUGCUGUUAAGGAAGUACACUUUUGAAUCAAGGGGGAGGUGGUGGCAGUGAUGUUAGCUGGUGUUAGUGUUGGUUGAUGGAAUUUGUUUAGUAAGCUGUUGCGUCCCUGCUUGCUGUUUGUUAAGGCCCUUUCAGUUACUCUGUGAUCUUGUGAAAUGCUGCGACAGCAUCGCAAUGCAAGGAUGGUUUUAAUGGGAACUGGCUGACACCAGCCUGCUACUUGAUUAUCAUGUAAACUUGGAAGUGUGGACAAUAUUUUAUACUAGGCAGGGUACUAU
Molecule: messenger RNA, 1526 nt
Organism: Triticum dicoccoides
Lineage: Eukaryota; Viridiplantae; Streptophyta; Magnoliopsida; Poales; Poaceae
Exons: 2
Coding region: 105-965 (286 amino acids)
Molecular function (GO): protein binding
Source: RefSeq, a predicted model, not a curated record